AUGACGAAUAAAGAUUGGAAUGAUUCUACAAAUGAGCCAUCCAGUAUUGCUGAAAACGUCGCCUCUUCAAGCUCUCCUUUUCCCGCAAUGAGCACCAAAGGCCAAAACGUCAGAAAUAAUGAUGAUGAAGAAGAAGCUGGCUUUCAACCUACCAGUUCUAACAGUGCGGAAAUGGACUCAUCUAAAGGCACAUCUUGUUUCGAGAACAGACAGAAAGGGCAAGGUGAUGAUGGGAGUAGUUCUAGAAAUGAGCCAUCCAGUAGUGCUGAAAACAACUCCUCUUCAAGCUCUUCUGGUUCCAAAAUGAGCACCAAAGGCCAAAGUGCAGAGAGAUGCAUUGAUGAUAUAGUCAACGAAUGUCAUACUCAGUGUGCUGAAGACUAUGUCAGUGAUGAUAGAGAUAUGAAGAAUUGCAGUAGGCGCUGUGAUGAUAUAGUCAACGAAUGUUAUACUCAGUGUGCUGAAGACUAUGUCAGUAAUGAUAGAGAUAUGAAGAAUUGCAGUAGGCGCUGUGAUGAUAUAGUGAACGAAUGUUAUACUCAGUGUGCUUAA
Molecule: messenger RNA, 552 nt
Organism: Dreissena polymorpha
Lineage: Eukaryota; Metazoa; Mollusca; Bivalvia; Myida; Dreissenidae
Product: vitellogenin-A2-like
Exons: 5
Coding region: 1-552 (183 amino acids)
Source: RefSeq, a predicted model, not a curated record